AUGGCUGAUAUUCAAGACUUUACAGAGUUCUACUCAGAUACUAUGAUAAUUGAAAUUCCUUGGAGGGGAGAUUACUUCACAUGGACAAAUGGACAAAUAGAAGUGGAUAGAGUAAUUAGCAGAAUCGAUAGAGCUUUGGGGAAUGGUGAAUGGAUGAUGAAGUUUAGGUAUCUAACAGUGGAAAUUGGAGAUCCAUUUAUAUCAGAUCAUUCCCAUCUAUCAUUGAGAUUUCAAAAAAGAAAUAACAAUAUCAAAAUACCUUUUAGGUUCUUGAAUGUUUGGGCUGACCAUGAGGCAUAUCAAAGUAUUGUUACUAAGGGAUGGCAAGGGAAGCAGCAAUACUGCAAGCUAGUAACUAUCUGGAACAGAUUGAAAGCUAUGAAAAUAGACUUUAAGAAUUUGAAUAACAAGAAUUUUAGGGAUUCAGCAAUGAAAAUUGAACAAGGAAGAAGAGAUAUAAUUGAAUGCCAACAAGAAAUGAAGAAAGGAUACACAUACCAACUAAGGAUAAUGGAGAAGGAAGCUAGACACCAGUUAGGAAAAUGGUCACUUAUUGAAGAAAAGAUACUUCAACAGAAAUCAAGAGCCCAAUGGAUCAAUAUAGGUGAUGGAAACAACAAGUACUUCUUUGCAGUGAUGAAAGAAAGAGCAUGA
Nicotiana tabacum (common tobacco) is the source of this 654-nucleotide messenger RNA. RefSeq lists its product as uncharacterized. NCBI's taxonomy places the organism in Eukaryota, Viridiplantae, Streptophyta, Magnoliopsida, Solanales, Solanaceae. The record is from RefSeq and is a predicted model, not a curated record.